Messenger RNA from Xyrauchen texanus (razorback sucker), 3902 nucleotides. Its product is annotated as PHD finger protein 12-like. The transcript is spliced from 15 exons. Gene Ontology annotation, biological process: negative regulation of transcription by RNA polymerase II. Gene Ontology annotation, molecular function: protein binding; transcription corepressor activity. Bases 503 to 3334 code for a protein of 943 amino acids. Gene Ontology annotation, cellular component: nucleus; Sin3-type complex. Lineage: Eukaryota; Metazoa; Chordata; Actinopteri; Cypriniformes; Catostomidae. The record is from RefSeq and is a predicted model, not a curated record.
UGCAAAUCAUUUUUACUGAAGCGGUUCAGUGAAAUGAACCGUCCUAUCGAAUCGAUUCCCUCAAAUGAAUCUGAUUCACAACGCUACUGACGGGGUGGCGCAUGCGUACACGAGCUCGUCCGUCAGCGCGAGCGUUCAUCACAACAGAGACGCUCCGGUGCUAAAUCCGCUUUUUCGCAGGGAGAAAAGCUGCCAGUUCCUCGAAGAAGCAGUUCUUCAGGGCGCUUUAUGUUUCAUGUCCUCGCAUCAUGGGUUCGAUGAACGAUUUCGUGUUUUUACUGUUCCGUCUCUUACCGGGCCGGAGUCUCGCGCAGCACUGGGGAUAGAGGCCUCCGCGCGCCUGCUCGAUUAACGGAGAGUGAAGAGACUGUCGGCGGGAAUUCUGAGGCGAUUGUUCUAGAGGUCUGAGACGCUGAUCUUUUGACAGGAAUAUAAAACGUUCCGGUAAUCAGUGUUUAAAGGCAGUGAGAGUCGGACACGAUCACCGUGGCCGCCGGUGUUGAUGUGGGGUAAAAUGGAGACCCCGACGAUCAUGUACGAUCUGGACACCUCCGGUGGGCUGAUGGAGCAAAUCCAGACUCUACUGGCGCCGCCCAAAUCGGAGGAUGGAGAGAAGAGGAUUAGAAAACCGGACAGGAGUACCAGGAGGGCCAGUAGGGCCACCAACCACGACACCUGUGACAGCUGCCGGGAAGGAGGGGACUUGUUAUGUUGUGACCACUGUCCCGCCGCCUUCCAUCUACAGUGCUGUAACCCGCCAUUAAGUAGAGAAAUGCUGCCUCCUGGUGACUGGAUGUGUCAUCGCUGCACCGUGCGCAAAAAGAAAAGGGAACAGAAGAAGGAGCAGAUUAAUGGUCUUUUGGAGCGGCAGCUAGGAAAGCAGACGCCAUCUCCAGUUCCUGAGCAGGAAUGUGGGAUGCUACGUCUGGAUCCCACCAUGGGAUUGGGAGGCACCGGCCUUCGGUCCGCUGUCGCCCAAGUACGUCUCCUGGAGAGACGACCGAGCAGCAGGCCCGCAACGCCUAACUCCAACGCGUCUUCCACCGAUACGGCCACGCCGUCUGAGCAGAACGACAUGGAGGAAGACCUGCUGGACAUGGAAGAUGAUGCACAGGGUUCUGAGCCUGAGCUCUCUAACGUCACAGUGACCCUCAAGAGACCUUUUGACCUCCUAAUAGCUGCUGCCAUGCAGAGGAACCCCACGCAGUUCCAGCUUCCAAAUGACCUAACCUGCACAACAGCACUUCCAGGCACUAGCAAAAGGAGACGAAAAGAUGAGUUUGCAGGCAAGAACGUGAAACGCCCACAGCACGAGCUGGACAAUUGUGGAAUGGUUCCAAUGCCGGUGAAAGUGUGCUACACAUGCAGCAGGAGCUGCCGAUUGGCUCCACUGAUCCAGUGUGAUUAUUGCCCUCUCUUGUUCCACAUGGACUGUUUGGACCCACCUCUUACUGCCUUCCCUACAGGCAGGUGGAUGUGUCCAAACCACAUCCAGCACCUGGUACUAAACCAGAGAAGUUUGACCCUUAGCAACCGUUGCCAGCUAUUUGACCAGUUUCAAGACCGCGUAUCCCAGCAUGCAGUAAAGGUCGACUUCCUGCAGCGAAUACACAGGCCGCACCCCCCGAUUCGGCGGUCAGCUCACACGCAAAGCAGAAAGACUCUGAAGGUUCCUGAUGCUAUAAAAUCACAAUACCAGAAUCCGCCUAUUCAAAUGCCCACUGCUGGAAUCCGUGAAGGGGAACUGAUCUGCACUGGUGUUCCAGAACCUUGUGCACCGCAGCACUUAGCCAGUGACGAUGAACAACGACAGUGGCUCAAAGAUGUCAUCUCGCUGCAGUGCAGCAUCAUGAGGCAUUUAUGGAGCAGGAAAACAUCUUCUACAUGGGAUUCAGAACGAACAGAAAAGACUGAGAUGAAACUCAGAGACUCCUGCCAGAGUGCUGUACCACAGGGCACCCAGAACGUUGGACACAAAGUGGUCUGUAGCUCAUGUACUUAUGGGCUGUGUCUGUACUGUAGGACCACAAAUGGCCCAGUUGACAGGUUAGUUCAGCCCAAUGGGAUGCAAGGUGCUGUUAGAACCCAAGAGGAGCCCACUGACCAUAAAACGCCACAUUCAACCACCCCUGCUCCACCUAAUCUCGCUGGCUCUGGUGCUAUUAUUAAGACUGAGGAUUCCAGCUUAAAGUCCUGUAGUGGCACAAAAGAUCCUCCUCCUGCCUGUGUCAAAUCUGAGUCCAGAACUCCAUCAGUAGACCACAAGAAAUUAAUACCAACCUCAGAUUCUCCAGCAACUGAAAAACUCCUGAGUACAGGAGCACAGGUGGUUAAGCCCCUAAAAAUCACCACAGGUGCCGGGUCAAGCUUCCAAAGAUCUCCAUCCCCUUUGUUUGAUGGAAAGGCGAUUAUUGACUUCAUCACAGCAGGUGGUCGGGACGUACUCUCAUCAUCAGAACUCCCUGAUGUAUCAGAGCUGUCAGGCCGAAUAAAAGAUAUAAUGCAGGGUACCGGAGAAGUUGAACUCAGCUUGUUGGAUGAGAGGUUUAUCAAAGUCCUGGCCUGGCAGAGGAUUCAGCAGCUCUUUGAAUCAAAAACACCUGUUCAAAGUAGCCCUCCCCUCUCUGUGUCACGCACUCACAGAAAACACAGUGAAGCCCAAAAUAGGGAGGUGCAGGCGAGAGCUUCAUUCUGUCCAGUCUCAGGAAAGGGAGCAGCUGUUAAAAUGUGCUACCGGAGUCUGUACAUUGGGAUGGGUGCUGAUAUGGAUGUAUGCCUUACAAACUACGGUCAUUGUAACUAUGUUUCUGGGAAACAUGCCUGUAUUUUUUAUGAUGAGAACACAAAGCAGUAUGAAAUGCUGAACUACAGCGAGCAUGGGACAAUAGUUGACAAUGUGCUAUAUUCCUGUGACUUCUCUGAGAAGAUGAGCCAGAGCCCAUCCAGUAGCCUGCUCACCAAAGUUCAAAACAUUAUCCGCCGCUGCAAGAAAAAGGACCAGGAGGACUCUGUGCAGGGUCUGGCUACUGUAUCAGAGGGUGGAGUUAUGAGCUGCCAAUCUCAGGAUGCUCCCAUCACUGCCUGUAACUGUAAGAGCAGCGGCUCAAGUCUGAUUGGAGGUAGUGGUGCUGGAUGGGAAGGCACUGCGCUGCUUCAUCACGGGAGCCACAUCAAACUGGGCUGCUUGCAGUUUAUCUUUAGCAUCACAGAGUUUGCCAACAAACUGCCUAAAGAGGAGCUCAGAACCUGCAGCCUCACUCCUACUUCUGGCCAACAGGGGGAGCAGCUGAGCAAGACCACACCACCUCCACUCCAACACAACCUUGUAGCUUAACCUCAACAGCACCAACCUGCCUCUGCAUUGAUCUGUACAAAUGGUUUCCUACUUAUUUAAUUCUUUAUACACUUGCAUGAGGUGACUUUCUUUUGAGACUCUUAUGACACAUAGACAGUGUUUUUUCUCAAUGCAAAAGAACUUGCAUUUUUAAAGGAAACUUUGAUCAUCCUCUGCUCGGAAAACUAAUGAGCAGUUUUCAUGUGUAAAGAAAUCAAAACAUGUUCUAUUUUGUGCCAGUAACAUUAGUUUUUAUAUAUACAUGCUUUUUUUGUUUUUCAUGAAAUGGAAAUGCUUUUAUUUAUGUACUGAAACUUGUAUAUUCAUACCUGGUGUUCCUUUAACCUGACAUAUUUGAAAAAAACCUCAUGUAAAUAUGUGUAUGUAUUCUUGUGAAUAGCCAGAGAUCCACACAACCAGGACUUCAGCACACACAAGUGCUCCGAUUUGUAUUAUUUCUGUAGUGCAACUUUUAUGUACAGUCCUCUAAUGUAUCUGUUUCAUGUGCUCUGUAUUUACAGUUUUCACCAGGUUCUUGUGUCAAACUAUGUAAAUACCAGAUUUUAAA